Messenger RNA from Condylostylus longicornis, 861 nucleotides. RefSeq lists its product as uncharacterized. Lineage: Eukaryota; Metazoa; Arthropoda; Insecta; Diptera; Dolichopodidae. The record is from RefSeq and is a predicted model, not a curated record. Bases 79 to 720 code for a protein of 213 amino acids. The transcript is spliced from 4 exons.
UUAAAACCCUUUUUUGUCCAUCACAUUUUAUUUUAGUUUGUUUAAAUUGUGUUUGUGUCAUAUAAAGAAAAAAACAUAAUGCUAAGAUCAAAAACAUGUACUUUUUAUUUUAAGUACUUUGUUUUCGUUAGCACAUUUCAAUUUAUUUACUGUAAUUUUUGUAUAAUGCGGGGCAGUUGUAAAUGCCAAAUCAAAAAUCUAACUAAAUCUACAUUGACUUUUCCUGAAAAUGGUUUGCCAUUUCAAUAUGAUUCGAACAUAAUAAACAUUUGUGAGACCAGUAAAAGCAUUACUACAAAUUCAGUGGCUUCCUCAAAUUUAAAAUACGAAGUGACGUGCGAUUCUCUUGUUAAAGAGAACAGAUCGAAUUCUGAAAUACAUAAGCCAUUGCAUUUUAUUUUGCAGAAGGAUACAAAUCUUUUUACUUUGGUGUUACAAUAUCCUUGUGAUGCACCACCGAAUGAAAUCAAGGGCUAUUCAACAGGAUCAGUACUAGUUAUAAUAUUUUUUACUCUAUGUUUUGUUUAUUUAGGUCUUGGCGUUUCAGUAAAUUUUUGUUUGGUGGGAGCCCGUGGUAUUGAAAUGAUGCCUAACUUAGAUUUUUGGAAAGACUUUCCAGCAUUAGUUUUGGAUGGCGUAAAGUUUUUACAAAAUGGAUGUACAGCUGGGCCAAGUGAUUUAUCAACACCAAGUGGCGCUGAAGGGUACGAUGCCAUAUAAAUUACCGACAAUAAGUACAUGAAUAACGUAAUGAUGAUAUAAACAUAUGAACUCUUUAUUUUUACUUUUUGUUAUUAUAAUUAUUUUUUGGCAUGAAUUAAAAUAAAUCGCUUGUCAACAAAUAAAAUAUUUUCUUCAUUU